Notodromas monacha is the source of this 1404-nucleotide messenger RNA. NCBI's taxonomy places the organism in Eukaryota, Metazoa, Arthropoda, Ostracoda, Podocopida, Cyprididae. The record is from the annotation of a GenBank genome assembly.
CGCAAGGUUUGCACACCCUACUUCGGAGGAAGUGAUUCUGUGUGGGUUGGGCUUCCACAAACCCAAGUACAGACACAACAGCCGCAUUCUUUGUGCUAUUUGUGGCUGUCGUCGGUGUUGCGGAUCAUUCGCAAGCGCCUCGUUCUGGGACUUAUCUUCGUCUUUUCGUUGUCCUAUUUCCUGAUCAGCCUGCAUUAUGGGUCUCGUUCAAUGGGUUUGAUCGACGACAAUUCCGAGGAACUCAGUGUCGUUCCCAAGUGGCAGAAAGACGGCGGCGGUGUCGGGAAUUUCCCUUGGCGCAGCCCGGAUGAUGACCGGGUGGAAGUUGCACCGCCGUUGGAUGCCGACCCGACGAGCAACGACACUCUGCGCCACUUGCAAGGCGGGGAAAAUCCCGAGGAAGCGUUGCCCAAAACUGCUGUUGCAAAAAGCUCCUCGGCCCCGUGCAGAAAUUCAGUGCAGGGCUUGCAGGAAUACAAUUUUAAACUCAUUACACCAGGUUUUGUUUGCAAGCGGGAUGAAGUCCUGCCAACGGGUUGUUGUGACCGCGGGAUUCCCACGACGUCUCGUUAUGUUUGCGAAUCUUGUCUCUCCAACCACUGUUGCAAAAUCUAUGAGCAUUGCGUGUCAUGCUGCUUGGAUCCCGGCAAAAAAUCAAUAUUGCAAGCAAUUUUAACGAAGCUGCCAGAGCAUCAGAAUUUGUUAUUCGCCUCAGUGACGGAUCACUUCGAGCUGUGCUUGGCAAAAUGCCGAACUAGCAGUGAAAGCGUGCAACACCAGAAUUUGUAUCGGAAUCCACAGGCGAAACACUGUUACGGAAGUGAGCUCCCGGAUAUUCACCACGGGCCUUGAAAAUGAGCUCCCCUUGUGUGAUAUGAUCUGUGAUUUUCUCAUGUCCUUCCUGGGAUUAUGAGAGGCUUUCAACAAUUUACCGAGGGAUUUCAUCGUGCGGGUGAGGCGAUUGCAUUCUUGGAUGGGGUUGCACUAUGAAUAUAAACAAUUGCAAGGACUUGAAAGAGUGUGGCUGAAGGAUGUAUCUGAGAAAAAUAUCAUGGAACCUGUUGAGAGUCUUGGUCGUGUCAGCCACUCCAGGGAUUAUGGAACGACAAAAAAGAAACGAUGAAUAUAUUGGAUCUCACAUUUUCACAGAAUCGAGCUCGCGAGUUGUUUUGCGGACUUCGAGUAUUUGAUUGUGAUAGGGUUUAUCUUGGUAGAAUACGUGAUUUUUGAGGCUUACGUUGAAUUCCAAUCACCUGUUCAGACUGCACGAUGCUCCUGACCUAUUGUUUGGUGUUUUCAAUACAACUUUUUUUUUGUUAAUACGGACUUCAAUUUCUCCAGGCGUUUGAUUUUCCCUUAUAAGUGUUCAUCUCUUUUUGCAGUGAUUUCUCGUGACUUCAGCAU